AUGAGAGUAGAAAUAAGGUCUCCCGUCGGACCUGCGGCGAAUAUGACGAAUUCAGACUCGAGUCCAUCUCAGCUCCACCUCAUCCGAACAUCUGUGGUCUCGUCGUCGCCAUUAUGCGCCCAAUGCACAACUAUCCGGAACACAAGCCGUGACCCGCUAAGGCUUGCGGCGACAGCUCGACGGAUAUUCGCAUGCCUCGAGCCAUCGUGUGGGAAACGGCCCCUGCCAGGACAAGGGUGGCCAUAG
Messenger RNA from Podospora pseudopauciseta, 246 nucleotides. RefSeq lists its product as uncharacterized. The record is from RefSeq and is a predicted model, not a curated record. The coding region runs from base 1 to 246 and encodes 81 amino acids. The transcript is spliced from 2 exons. Lineage: Eukaryota; Fungi; Ascomycota; Sordariomycetes; Sordariales; Podosporaceae.